AGUGGGCGGGGCCUCCGCCCACUUGGCGCGGUCCCUCAGCGGUGUGACGGGGGGGGGGGGCACGUCCGGCGGCUCUUAAAGGGGGCACGUCCCGGGGUGGGGCCCCCUCGGCGCGGGAUGGAGCGCGGAGCGGCGGAGGAGCCCCUGCCCGUGUCCCCGGCGCGGGGGGGUCGCCCCCGAGCCCCCGAGGUUGUCCGGCGGCAGCGGCGGCGGGAGUUGGACGCGCGGCGGAGCCGCUGCCGGAUCCGCAUCGGGGGGCACCUGGAGCGCUGGUGCCGCCUCAAGGAGCAGCUCGGCUUCGCCCUGCACUCCCAGCUCGCCCAGUUCCUGCUCGACAGGUACAGCAACCCCGGUGGCACCCGGAGCUUCAGGUGGGUGCCUCCCCCUCCCCAAAUUGGGAUGUUGCCCACCCGGGGUGGGUGCCUCCCCCUCCCCAAAAUCGGGGUGCUGCCCACCCAUUUGGAUGUCAGUGCAGAGAGAGGCUUCUUGGCCCUCCCAGGUUGA
Molecule: messenger RNA, 504 nt
Organism: Pseudopipra pipra
Lineage: Eukaryota; Metazoa; Chordata; Aves; Passeriformes; Pipridae
Product: zinc finger protein 692-like
Exons: 3
Coding region: 118-504 (128 amino acids)
Source: RefSeq, a predicted model, not a curated record